CUUAUGUCAAUAGUUGGAACGCGGGUUGAGUCGGGUUUUACAUGUUUUGUAAUCCAAAAGUCACACUCAACCCAAAAUAGACGAGUUGCACAAAAGAAAACUCUCAUCCAAUCUUAAACAUUGCACAUAUGGAUUUUAUUGGUGUGAAUGAAUAUGUCGGUUUACAGGUCUUUUUGUUAACCUUACUUAGUAGAGUAGCGAGAGCAGAAGUGGGCCCGUUAUUCAAGCCUAGGCCCAAGCCCAAGUCCAGAUUCUCUCGUUUCGACUCUCGAGUCUUGUUAUGCCACCUGACAUCACUUUGUGACCUACCCCUAGGAAUGGUAAUGGAACAGGUUCGGGGUGGGUAUCCUGGUACCUGUACCCGUCCCGUGGCAGAUCGGGUAAUUUGUCAUGAGGCGCGGGUCAGGGCAGGUCGACCCAAUAUGUAUGUAAUUUAUAUGAAAAACAUUAGAAAUAUUCAUUUUCAUUAAAAUAUCAAUAAAUAAACCAUAAUAUGAUAAAAUAUAAUUAAAUUAUUGGAGAAAUUGUCCACAAACUUACAACUUUAUUAUAGCUAAAAUAUGAGGUAAUUAAAGGAAAAUCCUAAAUAAUUUGACUUGUAAUUUAGACAAGAACGGGUCGAGAAUGAGACGGAUCAGGACAAGUCGGAUCGAUGAGAGAUACCCAUGUCCGUCCCGCCCGGCCUAUAUAGCGGAUCGAAUCCACUCCAAAAGAGAUAAAACAAAUCGAGUAAAACGGGUAAGAUGGAAAUAGCCAUCCGUCCUUGCGUCCCCUCCCUCUGAACUGGAGUGCCGCCUGAGAAUUUAAUUCCUUACUCCAAAUAUUCUACCGCGAAAGCCGGAAACCAUCCCAAAUUCAGCAUUUCUUCUCUCCAGUUUCCCGCCUCCACUUCCCCGCAGCCCCCCGCUCAAUGGCAGACACCACCGGCAAGUCCAAGAAGCGCCGCCGCGCGGACGACGGCGCUCCGGAGCUUCCCUUCAAGAAGAAUCUCAAACCGGACUCCGCCAUCCUCGAAACCCUAAAAUCUCUCCAGAAAUCCACAAUCGCCGCCGCCUCCAGCUCCUCCUCCAAGCCCAAAUCCCUCUCCGAGCUCGCCCUCACCGCCGCCUGCCGCGAGGUCACCGACCAGUCCCCCGACUCCGUCCAGUCCAACAUCGAGGGCGUAAUCCUCUCCCUCGCCCGCUCCAUCAUCGCCGGGAACGGCUUCUCGUUCAACGUCCCCUCACGCGCCGCCACCAACCAGCUCUACGUCCCUGAGCUCGACCGAAUCGUGCUCAAAGACAAAAACACCCUCCGCCCCUUCGCCAACAAUUCCUCCGUCCGCAAGGCCACCAUCACCACCAAAAUCCUGUCGCUGAUCCACCAGCUCUGCCUCAAGAACAUCCACGUCACCAAGCGUGAUCUCUUCUACACCGACGUCAAGCUCUUCCAGGACCAGACCCAAUCCGACGCUGUGCUCGACGACGUCUCCUGCGUGCUCGGCUGCACCAGAUCUUCUCUCAACGUCGUCGCCGCCGAGAAAGGCGUGGUCGUCGGGAGAUUGGUUUUCAGCGACGACGGCGACAUGAUCGAUUGCACGAAAAUGGGGAUCGGCGGGAAAGCCAUCCCUCCCAACAUUGACAGGGUGGGGGAUAUGCAGAGCGACGCGCUGUUCAUACUGUUGGUGGAGAAAGACGCUGCUUACAUGAGAUUGGCAGAGGACCGAUUCUACAAUCGGUUCCCUUGCAUUAUUGUGACGGCGAAGGGACAGCCGGAUGUGGCGACCAGGCUGUUUCUUAGGAAGAUGAAAAUGGAGCUCAAGCUUCCUGUUCUCGCGCUGGUGGAUAGCGAUCCUUACGGACUGAAGAUUCUUUCCGUUUACGGAUGUGGAUCCAAGAAUAUGUCGUAUGAUAGUGCAAAUUUGACUACACCUGAUAUUAAGUGGCUAGGGGUUCGGCCUAGUGAUCUUGAUAAGUAUAAGAUACCGGAGCAAUGUCGGCUGCCGAUGACGGAGCAGGAUAUUAAGACAGGGAAGGACUUGUUGGAGGAGGAUUUCGUUAAGAAAAAUCCAGCGUGGGUGGAGGAGCUGACUUUGAUGGUGAAGACUAAGCAGAAGGCUGAGAUUCAGGCGUUGAGCUCUUUCGGGUUUCAGUAUUUGUCUGAGGUUUACCUGCCAUUGAAGCUACAGCAGCAAGAUUGGAUUUGAAAGGGGUAAGUGGUAAGCGAUCAAGAUGAGAAUUAUCUUUUGAGUUUGGUAUGAAUUUGUUGUAGGGUUAUCUUUCUUCUGAUAGAGUUUGCUGCAGAAAUGAAUGAUCAUGAUGGUAGAACAAAGUAGAGAAUGAAAAGUUCAUAAUUGAAAAUGAGGGAUCUUUUUCAUUCAGUGCUUCCUUAUGAGUUUUGCAAUCAAGUGUGUGGAGAGCUGGCUUGCUUAUUUGGUUCUUAUCCCCUAGAGGCCUAGACAUACAAUGAGUGGCCAGCUUAACUUUCGCAUUUCGUGCAUAUAGAAUAUCAGUUUCUAAAGGCACCUGCUAUUUUCUGCACCCAAUGAUGCAGUAAUUCGUCGUCGGUGAUCUGUAGGAUAACUUGUCACCAUUCUUUUGGUUCUUCCAACCCUUUUUCUUCUAGUAUGGCCAAUAUUUGUAUUAACUGGAGACCUAGGAGAGGAAGCCAAAACCUGGAGUUCUAAGUUGUUCUGCACUAGUUUCAGUAUCGUGUCUCUCAGCUCUGAACCAUAGUUAGCAGACUCUGCAGCACCUACUUUGUACACCCCUAGUAUUAUUGAUACUAGUUGUUUGGGGCAGAGCGAAUAGGUGACUAAUGGUUGAUUUCUGUUGAGUAGUUCGAGUCAUAUUGUGUUGAUUAUGCUUUCUGCCGCUGGUUAUUAGUUGCCUGCACACUCAAACUUUCUGUGUAUCAGUAUCAUGCAUAUGUCGCAAAGUGUAACAGGUCCACUUGGUUUUCACUUUUCUACAGUGGAUUUAAUUGUAGAAGAUGUGACUUGUAGCGUCGGUCAAAUUCGGAACUCUUUAGUAGGAUCAUUCAGCUGAUAAUGAUGCAAUGGUGGCCUGUCUGGUUUGCAUGCAGCAGGUUAAGCUGGGAGACGGCGUGAUGACGUUAGAGUACACAGUUUAGUAUGAGACUAAGCAAAAUUUACCGAGCCGCUGUUUGUGGGUAUUGCAGCAAUGAUGUGUUUAUUUACCUAGUUCAGUUUUUGGUUCAUGUCAAGUUGGUAGUGGUAAAGAGUACUGAUUUAUGGGGGCUGGCUGAAUAGGUUAAUUGUUAACAUAUUUCAAGCUAUUUUGUCGCCAUGUUUGAUUAUGGUGCUGCUGGUUAUAUCACCUGCAUGCUCAAACUGUCUGUACAUUUAUGCUCGUUGCGUUGAUAUAUGUUUGUCGCAAAUUUAUGAUCGGAUUUUAACAUAUCGUUCAAAAUUACUGUCCACCUUAAGGCUACCAUCCUGUAAGCAAUAAAACGAUAUUAGCCUCACGACGGUAAAAGCUCAACGUCCAAACUUCAAAUGAGUCGGAGAUUUCUCUAAACGUCUGGUCACUCACUAGUCACUACAUCAGAGAUCGAAGACCUAUUAAAACUGACUAGUUACAGAGAAUGUGGCAUUCGAAAUUAUGCACUUGCAACACUUCCACCACUAAAGCUUUUGAUCAUCCUUUGAUGCAAAUAGAGAAUAUUUACAGUAUACGUAACCUUGAUGGGGGAAAAAAUACCGCAAGUCAUCAUAUUAGGGAAAGAAACAGCUGCAGGAAACAAAAAUGGUAACUGUAUAAUUGCAGUAAAUCCUGAAUCGUCAUUACGAGUCUAUCUGUAUCAUUGACAACUUACAAAGAAAGAGCUGCUGUCAGAUACCCAACAGAGCUCAUGAUUUACACGGUAGGAGUCGUCAAGAAUUGUGAACCACCUUUGAUUAUUCAACUUCGUGAGCCAAAUUGCAGUUGCAGCUUAAUAGCUGGUUUUGCAGAUUGAAGAAAGCAGCCUGUAUACUACUAUCCUAAGAGCUAGCUUCCAAGCAUUCACCCUUUCAUUCAGUUUGUGGUGGGAAGGUAGACUCUGAAGAAGCCACGUUUACCAACCUUCUGCGUGCAGGUAGGGCACUUGUUGUCGAAGGAUGCUAGUGAUUUUCUUAAGCACUCUUUACAAAAGAUAUGGCCACAUUUUGUGGAUGUUGGCUCGACCAGAUCAUUCAUGCAUAUAGGGCAACUGAAGAUGGAUUCUUUUUGUGUUGGGACUGGGCAUAUGGCUUCCUGGACAUUCUUUGCCUGCAAAAGGAUGUUCAACAGUAAUCACUGGAAUGAGCAAAACACAAAACUAGAAGAAACACUUAACGAUUAAGUUCUAAGACUCAACUGGCAAAAUAUAACAUUGCCAAAAUC
Messenger RNA from Linum trigynum, 4364 nucleotides. Lineage: Eukaryota; Viridiplantae; Streptophyta; Magnoliopsida; Malpighiales; Linaceae. The record is from the annotation of a GenBank genome assembly.